CAUUGUGGUAGAACAAUGGCAGAGAGUUGUGCAAUGAUGGGUCUGCAGGCCACGGCAGGAAAACGUAAACUGGAGGGAGGUGUGGGCUGCAUGGAGUUCGACAUGGAUAUGGGCGAGAGCCCAUCGAAGUUAGGCCGAGUGGAGGGUAGCUGGUGGGCAAUGGAAGAUGGUUACACGCCCCCGCUGAGCCAAACGCCGACGUCAUAUUACGAGAUGGAAGUGAGUCCGCCAUGCCUGCAGACGAAUCCUUGUCAGCCAACAUCGGCUAGUUCCCAGCAACAGCAGCAGCAGCAGCAGCAGCAGCAGCAGCAACAGCAACAACAACAGCAUCAGUCGUCGCAGCAGCAGCAACAGCAACAACAGUCGUCGACACCAACGUCAGCGCCGCCGGCAUCCACGGUGGCCCACCUGCACCAUCAUCCGCAGCAUUAUUACCAUCAUCAACGUGGACCGGGCAGUCCGGUCGGUAACAACGGUUACAGUCAACUCUCGAGACCUCAGCCGCAGUGGGGGGCGCCUCAUCAUUACGAGCCGCCGACGAUACGGCGCGAGGAAAACGGGAAGAGUUAUCUGGAGCUCGGCUCGAGUUACCGAGCGAACGAGAGGUGCUGCGAGGGCUCGAGGUCGAGUUGGUGUCGACGCGGCAGAGCCUGUUACAGACAAAGGCGGCUAGCCGUCCUGAACAUUUCUAUGUGCAAGCUGGCGAGGUAUCGCCAGUUCCCAGAUCCGAGCCUUCAUCGAUCGGUUCUCAUCUGCAACACGCUCAGGCAUCUGGAACGCGAGAUGGAGAGGGACAGAAGUCCGCCGCCCAUGGAGCCGGUUAUACCAGCGCCGAUCGCUCAACUCCAACCACCGGAGCAGGGCAGGCUGACGCCGUUUCCAAUGCCUCCGACAUCGUCGAAUGAAACUGACGUCGAUUCCGGUAUCGGCGACAGCGACGAUAGCCGUUCGAUCAACUGGGGCAGCGUGCUUUCUCUAUCGAGUCAGUCGCCCCUGGACCCAUUGAACAACAACGAGCUACUGGACGUCGAUAUCGGUCCGGACUUAGACUUAGACUUCAUGCCUGGAUGGAAGCUGACGCCCCUGUCCGCGGACGACAUCCUCAGGAGUACGACGGCGCAGGAGCAACACCAGCACCACCAACAGCAGCACCAUCAGCAUCAACAGCAGCAGCAACACUUAGCGCCGUCUAGCGGCAGCUGUGGCAGCAGCAACGUGGGCAGCGCCUGCGUCAGCACCGGUAGCAGCAGUAGUACGCACGAGUCGUUGAUGUGCGUUGGAUCAUAGCCCCCGAUUUUAACAUCGUUGAGUCACCUCAUCGAUUUUUACCCACUGAUGCCGCAGAGCAAAUAAAAAGCGCGGCUCGAAACAAAAAAAAAAAACUGCAAGUCGAACCGUUGGUUGGCCUCUCUCGAAUCCAUUGACGCCUGGUUGGCCGACUCUCCAGGAGGUCUUCUUUUUCUUAUUUAUUACCGUAACGUGUCGGUUGCCCGCCGAUCGAUUAUCUAUGGUUACGUUCCAACUACCACCGCCAACCGAUACUACCAUGGGUCUGCUCCCCGUGGGAGAUGGGUACGCGUCGUGACACGCUGCGCUCGCAGGUGCAGACCGUAACGGGGAUACGCAACGGCGCAUACAUUGGAAACGGGGUUUAGAACGCGAGGCAAAGAGGUGAUUACAAUUUCUAAAUCGACGAAUACACCAUAUAUCCCGAGCUCGCGUUGUUUUAAACAUAUACAUGCAUACUUGACAAAAUUAUUUGACAUUGUCUCUCUAUAUUCCUGUAGUGUGCCCACGGCAGUGUAGAUUGCCAGAAAUUGUCCAUUGCACGAAAAACAACCAAGUAGAUCGAACCAAUAAAUUAGAAUUGUACAGGUUACGUCACAAGUCCAGUUCCCGACGAUAUCUCAACCUGACUUGCGACGCACCCUGUAUAGAUUUACUCUGUUAUACUACACAUGUGUCUUUUCUCCUCUCUUUCAUGUACAGUUUAAAAAGUUUCGAAAAACUUAUGUUUUAGUUGAAACUCUGCAACGCGAGAUCGGGUACUACUUCGGCUUCUCAACGGACACCUCGAACGACUAGGUAUACUAUAUCGCAAACGAUGUCUGUUUUUGCAGUUGCACCUGCGAAUUCGGCGGCGCACGUUAUGAGAGGGUAUUCCCCCCCUGGCUCUAAGCUCGGAGUGUCGCCAACCAUGGCACGUCAGACUGAGAGAGCGAGAGUGUGUGUGUGUGUGUGAGAGAGAGAAAGAGAAAGACAGAGAACACGAAAAAGUCUCAGAGCUUUCAACGUCCACGCCCCCCGGGCCGGCGAUGCGGUAGACGAGUGGCAGGGAGAGCCUUACCUCUCUACGAGUCUUUAAAGCGGUGACUACGCGACAGACCUACGUGUACUCAACGGAAAAAAAAAACUCAUCGUGACCCUGUUCGUACGUUUUUUUUUAAUGCAAGUAUGCGAUAUCAUGGUAUCCCUUGCCUAGCCGGCCGACGUUGAGAACUCUACGGCGAUGUCUCGGCUAGCGACAGCCAAUCAGAAAACGGGAGUGUCCAUCGAUCGAUGGGUUUUCUUUGGGGAUUAAGGAAGACAUUGAGAAACAGGCGACAAUUAAUUAACCCUUGAUGGUACAAGUACACUCAGAGAAAGAACGGUUAAAUUUUUACUAUUUAAAAUAAAUGAAGGUACGUUACGAUCCUGUAAACGAUUUCUGUCAACACAACCGUCAAGGUUUUUAGAACUUGGACUGCUAAGGGUUAAAUGCCAUACACUCUGACACACCGAUGGUACACUUACACGCAUAGAACGUAACCGCCGUGGCCUAUACUACACACCCAUCAUACACACAUCCGUACAUCAUACAUACACACACGUACAGUGACACGUUUCGUGCAUAGAAAAGUCGAUAUGGUGCUAGGACGACACACGUCCUGGUGCUCAAUUCUGCUCUAUACACAGAGCCAUGUGCGUACUAUUCGCACGGAUCGCCUGCAGUCUUCGUCGAGGAGUCUAGAUACGUCCUGACGUCGUGAACAGGACACGGGUGUAAUCGAACGCCCUUCCAUCGAGACGUUCGGCGUAGCUAGACCUCGGACUAACCUAAAUAGUCCCUGAAUCAGAGUUCGCUAGACGAGCUGGGCUUCUUUCACCGAUGAACAAUUAGCAGACAACCUGAAAGACAGGUAUACACGAGAGUACAAUGACGAAAUGUUGAAUAAGUUGUACAAAGAAUGAGGAUGUCGAAACAACUGUUUAACACGUUCACUGGCCUCCGUUACGUAUGUAUGUUUACGUAGAUGCAACAAAUAUUUAUUGGUAUAGGAAGCUCUGAAAUUUCAAGUAGAUAAGCAAUUUUCAUGGCAGGUGAAACACGAGUUCGCCUCAUAAUAAGGGCAGCGAAUGUGUCGAGUAGUCAGUUUUAGAAGAAAAAUUUCAUUUGCCAGAGAUUGAAGGAGAUUUGAAGAAUAGCGAAAUGGAGCUAAAAGGGUAGCCAUUGGUGGGUCUAUGAGAAGUCCAGGUGGUCUAGCAACGCUGCCCUGAAUUCGAGAGCAUUUACUAGAGGCUGUAUUCAGAUUGGGACACGUGAUCAUGAAUGGAAGAGCGUUCGAGGCGAAACCACUCUGUAUUCUGGGGCACGACGCCUAACAAAUGUACCUGCAUUUUAGAGAUCGGGAUUAAUAUCGGUCCCUUCGGAUCGUCGCGCGAAGGCCACUGUGCGCCACUGAUCUCCCGUUAAUGUAUCAUAUACACGUGUAAAAUAGAGUGGCCGACGGGCAUAGAGCGAAGGUGACCGUCACUCGGGGUGUGGAACGAAGAGAUUAAUUAAUUAAACUCGACGGAGAGACGCACUCCGCGAAGAGGAACGGCGAUCCGCGCGCGAUCUCGUCCUCAACGUCCACUAACCGAACCCAGGAGAGCAGCUAUACUUAAAUCGAAGUUUAAGCGUUUAAACCGAGUCUAACGCGAUAAAGCGAUAUAAUAAUUUAUAAAUCGACUGAUUACUUACGCGAGAGAACAAACAGAGAUAGGUACAAUAACGUUUUGCGACACAUGUUGAUUUAAACUGUAAUUAAUUCGAUGUGAACACGUUGCGCGCCGGCCAGAUCUCGUUGAUCGCCUAGGCGCCGGUAGUCUUGUUGCCUGUUGCGACGAUUAGGUGUUUAUCGUAAAAUACCUUGAAAACGUUUUAAAUUUUCAUCGGUAUACAAGAAAAUUUCCUAUUUCUGUUCUUGUUAAAUAUUUUUAUAUGAUCAAUCAAGCACCAAAUGCAAUUAUUUAAUUUCACUUUGCAAACGUUUUAAAUCUUUACCAAUAAUAUGCAGUAUACAUUGUAAAAAAAUAUGCUAUUAUGAAUUUUUCUUGGAAAAUGAUGUAUGAUCAAUCAAGCACGAGAUAAUAUUCAACAGAAAAUAAUAUUUGUACCAAUACUUUGAAUCAUGAAACAAAAAUGUUUACUUCAAUGUUUACUACUGCAAUCCAUGUAAACAAUAUUCUAACAGAGUUAUUGUUAAUUGUUUAAAUUGUGUUUUGUUUGGUAAAAAGGAUGAAUACACAAGAAAACAUCGAUAACGACUACCCAUUCAAUUUAAAACGUGUUCUGUGUGGUAUGAAAGGGUCCCUAUAUACAGGGGAAUCCCGGCGGUUAAGCGAUAGGCUAAAAAGUCCCUUUAGUAACUGCGGGACCGGCGCGCAAUGCGUUGAAGCCAGCAUGUACACACACGUACAUACAAGAACGACACGCUACACUUGCAUACAGACAUUGUACAUGGAACAUGCUAGAUACUUGUAUGUAUAUAGGUACAAACAUAUACGUAACAGUCACACGGUACGUGCUAAGUUCAUUGAUCAAACGUGAACCGUGAAUUUUGGCCGAUUAACAAUUUUCGUUCCUUCGUUUAUUGUAUCCAUGAGUUCGAAAUUCUCCAAUUUCGCUCAAGUAUGAUAACCUUUCGUUGUUGCUCUGUCAAUUUGAUUGUGCGUCGUUUUUUGAUAUUUUGUGUUACAUCCACCGCCCCUCUCAUCGAUUCGUUCCUCUCGUAUUUAAUGUAAAACAACGAGCAAUAUUAUGUUUAACAUUACGGGGAAUUUAAGAAUAGAUCGAGUUGAAACGACUCCCAAGGUCCAUAAUAUGCCGAGGGAGCUUCUUUGUUAUCUGAUACGCCAUCUGAGUACUUUUGUGACAGUCGUACAGCGCAUGUGCAGACAAAUUAGCGUCUUUUAGAAUUACUUUUGCAUUCCAAUGUAUCAUUGCAAAGAAACAUCAGGCGGUUAUUGAGGGUGUAUCGAAGAAUAAUUAAUAGAUUUUGUUAUAACGACAAAUUUAUGGUCAAAUGUCUAGUCGAGGAGUAUGCGAUACAGAGAAAACUCUCUCACAGCACCUCUUCGAGUCGUUUCAAUGUAGUACCUUAUCUACGGCCAAGUGAUAACAUAAAACAUUACAAACACCAUACAGAAACACGUACACGCACACAGGGACACGUGCACGAACGAAAACGUUGUGUGAAAUUAUAUAUGCGCGCUUGAUGCGAAUGUCCGGAGCGUUUCAGUAACAAACACCGUUGUUUUCUUGCAUGGUAUGAAGACGAGCUCUGGCAUGAACGUCCAAGACACUUGGCGCACGCGAGUCCUUUAACGUACGCUAGAUUGUUAAAAAAUUUCGUCCAUCGCGUUGGUGCGACUCGCGUGCGCUAUGUAGUGUCUCGCGACUGCAGCGCCACCUCAUCGGAUGAGCUUGGUGUUCCGUGCAUAGCAACAAGAGAGAUGCGAGCGUCUUCUUUACAUUGCAUACAAGUGAAAACAAAAUACUCAUGCCACACGAUCGGUAUUUCGUUCGAAUCGAGCUGGCUGUCAAGCGGAAUACCAAGCACGGCGUCGGAACAGGGCGUGGUGGUGUGUUCUCGCCUUUCGUUGAAAGAACAGACACUCGAGGGGACGGGGGGAAAAUUAUUUCGUACUUUUUACACGAGUGUACCUUUGACGCGUUGAAAACGCGCCCGUAAAUACGGUACCGGUGGAGUACCUGCAAAUUCGGCCGACUGAGGGCGGACGGGGCGAAAAGAGGCGCGGGGCGAGUUCGUCGGGGUUCAUGGCGUGAAAACGUUUGUAACAGAGAUGGGCAGAUCUUUAAUUAUAACAAGAUUAUUAAUGUAUAAUAACACAGAGACAAAGAAAUCUCUGUGCAGUGAUUUAUUCACGAUGUUUAUUCGAAGGAAGUUAUUCGAAUAAGCUUUCAUUCGUUCACCAUAGAAUAUAUGAUACGAUGAUACAUUUUAUUCGAAAUUUAUCACGUAGAUUAAAUUUCUGUCCAUCUCUGGUGUGUAACCGUGCGAGGGAACGACGAUCGAACAUAACGCACGCGCGCUUCGACAUUACACCGGCGCGCGUAUUAAUGUUUAAAGAAAAUGAGUGUGCGACGAACACUUCGGGGACUACGAUUUAAACGAAAAAAAAAAAAAAAAAAUUACCGGGAACGUUGUAAAUAGUAUAAAUAGCGCACGCGCAGAAGUACGUUUAAGCGGAAAAUAAAA
Messenger RNA from Hylaeus anthracinus, 6524 nucleotides. Its product is annotated as basic-leucine zipper transcription factor A-like. Gene Ontology annotation, cellular component: nucleus. The transcript has 2 exons. Gene Ontology annotation, molecular function: transcription regulator activity. The record is from RefSeq and is a predicted model, not a curated record. Lineage: Eukaryota; Metazoa; Arthropoda; Insecta; Hymenoptera; Colletidae. The coding region runs from base 16 to 1287 and encodes 423 amino acids.